GUCUCGGAAACCGGUAGCGCUAGCAGCAUGGUUGACCAACUGACUGAAGAGCAGAUUGCAGAAUUCAAAGAAGCUUUUUCACUAUUUGACAAGGAUGGUGAUGGAACUAUAACAACAAAGGAAUUGGGAACUGUAAUGAGGUCUCUUGGGCAGAAUCCCACAGAAGCAGAGUUACAGGACAUGAUUAAUGAAGUAGAUGCUGAUGGUAAUGGCACAAUUGACUUCCCUGAAUUUCUGACAAUGAUGGCAAGAAAAAUGAAAGACACAGACAGUGAAGAAGAAAUUAGAGAAGCAUUCCGUGUGUUUGAUAAGGAUGGCAAUGGCUAUAUUAGUUCAGCAGAGCUUCGCCAUGUGAUGACAAACCUUGGAGAGAAGUUAACAGAUGAAGAGGUUGAUGAAAUGAUCAGGGAAGCAGAUAUUGAUGGUGAUGGUCAAGUAAACUAUGAAGAGUUUGUACAAAUGAUGACAGCAAAGUGAAGACAUUGUACAGAAUGUGUUAAAUUUCUUGUACAAAAUUGUUUAUUUGCCUUUUCUUUGUUUGUAACUUAUCUGUAAAAGGUUUCCCCCUACUGUCAAAAAAAUAUGCAUGUAUAGUAAUUAGGACUUCAUUCCUCCAUGUUUUCUUCCCUUAUCUUACUGUCA
Molecule: messenger RNA, 642 nt
Organism: Sciurus carolinensis (gray squirrel)
Lineage: Eukaryota; Metazoa; Chordata; Mammalia; Rodentia; Sciuridae
Product: calmodulin-A-like
Exons: 1
Coding region: 28-477 (149 amino acids)
Molecular function (GO): calcium ion binding
Source: RefSeq, a predicted model, not a curated record